CCGCUGGGGGCCUUCGGUUUGGUUCUCAAAGCUUGCCUUCACGUUCACGCUUUGUUAUUGCCACCCAUCGCUCCUUUCACUGUUCCCUUCCGAGUACACGCCAGUCAUCAUCCGUCAUGAGCGACAACACCUACGUAGCGCCGCUUCAUCCUCGUCCUGGGGACCGUUCUCGCGAGGAUGGUCGCGAGUUCAAGCUACUUCACUUCAUCUACAACCAGCCCAACCGAGACGAGAUCCAGGGCAACCCGCAGAAAGUGCUGGAUCUGAUCGACGAGUUCGCGCAGACAUAUCACUUCAUGAACAUCGGACCUGAGAAGGGCAAGUUCAUCACCGAGAUCAUCGCAGAACGCAAGCCCGAGGUCAUGAUUGAGCUCGGUGGUUACGUCGGUUACUCUGCGAUCCUGUUCGGUGAUGCCGUGCGCCGGGCCGGCGGGAAGCGCUACUAUAGUCUCGAGUUGAACCCAGAGUACGCCGCAAUCGCAAAUAUGCUCCUGGAUCUGGCUGGGCUGCGCGACUUCGUGCGCAUCAUCGUCGGCCGCAGCGAUCUCUCCCUUCACAAGCUGUUCAACAGCGGCGAGGUCAAGGAGGUGGAGGUGCUGUUCAUCGACCACUACAAGCCGGCUUACACCACCGAUCUAAAGCUGUGCGAGCAGCUGGGCAAGAUUGUCCCGGAGGUGUCGGUCGUAAUUGCUGACAACGUGCUGUACCCGGGCAACCCGCCCUACCUAGAAUAUGUGCGCAGCACGGUGGAGCAGAAGCGCGAGGCGGCCAAAAAGGGCCCGGAACGAUCCUACAACAAGGAGGGCAUCCCGGACAGGACGGUGCAGUCCUUCCUGGGGGCAGACGCGACCCCCCAUUUCGACAUCAUUGGCAACCCCAACCUUGUAUACGAGAGCAAGCUCGUGAAGCCGGAAACCACCCGAGACGCCAUCGAGGUCACCCGGUGUGUGGGGGUGCAAGAGUAGAAAAGAGAUUCCAUGGAAGGUGGAAGAAGAUACAGUAGAGAGUCGGCG
Molecule: messenger RNA, 1013 nt
Organism: Aspergillus saccharolyticus JOP 1030-1
Lineage: Eukaryota; Fungi; Ascomycota; Eurotiomycetes; Eurotiales; Aspergillaceae
Product: O-methyltransferase
Exons: 3
Coding region: 117-965 (282 amino acids)
Molecular function (GO): O-methyltransferase activity
Source: RefSeq, a predicted model, not a curated record